CGGUGAAGAAUGUCAGUCGAUCAUUGACUGUGACCGGAGGAGGUCGGUAGGGUGCGCAGUCGUGUGGUAUCUGAGUAUAAAUCGGGAUUGGUUGAUGGUUCUCCCGUAAGCCCCACCUACCAGGUGGUCGUUCGAAAGUGUAGUUGUGUAGUUUCUUACAACGAAACGACGGGCGCUGCUCUCUCCUCGACGUAUCCAAUCGCGAGAAAAUCUGAAAUGAGACGUAUCGGUGCGCUAAUAUGUGACGGUUGAGAGAAAACGAAGACCAGGAACGUGUGAGAGGGUGGUUUACGCGCGGGUGCUACCACUUUCGAAGCGUGACGAAGAAAACGGACCACGUAAAGAAGUGGCAAAGGUGGAGAUCGUGAAAAAAGAAACGCGUCGAGAAAACGAAGGAAAAACGCGUGUGUGCCAGAGCUACGUGCAAAAAGAAUCCUCUAUUUCGGGGGGGGGUUGUAUAUAUCUUUCUCUCUCUCUUUGUGUCUCUCUACUUUCCUCUUUUUUUUUUUCUUUCUUUCUGUUUCUCUCCAUCGUUACUCCGAUUUGUUCCGAGUGAAAGUAUCUAUCUCGUUGCGGCAAGUGUUUUCUCACCGCGUUGUAUGCGUCGUUCUCGUAUCGCGGAGUAACAAGUAAAGGUAAAAAAAAGUGAUACGUUUAACUAACAAGGACGUCAGCUGUGUGCGCUUUUACGAAGGGGACGUGUGCGAGAGAGAACCCACUGUUGAGAGACAGAGAAAUGGCGGCGCUGGCGGCAGGUGUCCAGUAUGGUUUAUCGUCGCAUAGUAAUUUUCACAAAAACAAGUCCCUGAUCUUCGUGAAACUCACUGACUCGGCGCAACGUGCCAUCGAGGACUUCCUCAGAAAUCGGAACAAGACCACCCAGAACCCUACUAUACAGUUCCUAGGAAACGAAGGGCAACUCUCCUUUCCACCUACCCAAUCCAACCAUGGAUCCACAGGGUUUACGUUUAGCCUGUCUGGCAAUCAAGACAUCGAGGGUCCUCAGGGUAGUUUCGAGUGCAUCCAACAAACGAGCCCUAAGAAUCUGGAGAGUCUUGGCGCAUUGCCGUGUAAAAUGCGAAUACAAGCGAAUGACGAUGUGUACGAGACAACCAGGCAUCGGAUGGCCGUUGCCGAAGAGAAUAACAAGAACAAAUGCACCAGAGUUAUCAAGCCAAAUGGGCCGGACAUCGGGCGCAAAGUAAAGGUGAAAACUACCGGAAGAACUAUACCAUCUCCAUCACCAUUGAAUUCGAGGUAUCGGGAAUCGACGAGCAUUCCAACUUCCGUUAGUCAGCCUAGACUGUCUUCCUCUUACAAGGCCACUGUCAAUAAUCAACCAGCAGCUCGAAAUCAACCGGAGAAGAAAGUCUCUGAGAUCAUGCGUAGGCCACUCAAGGAAAGGCUUAUCCAUCUUCUUGCUUUGAGGCCAUACAAAAAGCCAGAGUUGUAUGAUCGUAUAAACAGAGAGGGCAUCAAAGAUCGAGAACGUACCGCCAUGCCGAUGAUUCUGAAACAAGUAGCUUUCAUGAGGGAUAACACGUAUCAUCUGCAUAGAUACGUCUGGAAUGAUGUGCUAGAAGAUUGGCCUUAUUAUACAGAACAGGAAAAGACCAUGUUGAAAAGAAGAAAACCUCAAAAUCUAACGCCUCCUGGUUCUAGCGAUGGAUCCAGCGGCAGCGGACAAUCUCCUAAUUCCACUCAUCCAGGUUCACCGCCUGCGAUCACAGCACCUCCGCCCUCGUUGUUGGGCAACAAGCGACCAGGAUAUUAUCAGGGUAAUGAUGGAUUACCGACAAAAAGACCACGGAUAUCGCAUUAUAGGAAGUCAGAAUUGAAUUCUGGAUCGUCGAACGUCGGGGAGAAUGGAAGGACGGCUGGUAGUGGUGGAAAUAGUAACAGUGUUAGUGUCGUUUCCAGUGCAGCCGGUGGUAGUAGUGCGAAUGGUGGCAGUGGUGGUAACAACGGUGGUGUAAUUGACGGCUGGGAUCAACGGCAGCAUCAGCGUGAUCGUCGUGGCGAUUAUCGACCCGAAAGAACAGCGAACAGUGAUGUGCUACGAGGUGGCAGCUAUGGCCAUGGAAAAGCGUGCUUGACGCCAACCAGUGAUAGUGAAGAGACCAACCAGCAGCACGGUCAUCGGGACGGGAACACCGGAACGUCUGCGAGCAAUGUCGCUAACAACGCGACCACUGGCCAUAGUAGUGUAGCUCAUAAUAAUUCUUUGAGCAGCAGUCGUCAUCAUCAUGGAAAGACUGCAACGCUUGGUGCCGAAGAGAGUGCCGGUACGGCUGUGGAUUGCGUGGCUCGUUCGAUGCCGAGUGCCGCGAGUGACGGUGGUAGUGCAGGUAGUUAUAGUGGUAGUUCGAAUGGAAUACUCGCCGACAGGAGAGAUAGAAGCGACAGGAACGAUAGGGGACGCGUUGGCGACAGGGAUCGUGACCCCAGAAAGAAGAAUAACGGAACAGCUGCUAACUCGUAUAACGAGUUAAUCGUACCUAACUAUGACACCACCGAACAUAAUCCUGACAGUCUUCACUUAGAGGAGAGUCCUAAAUCAUCGGAGUAUCCGGACUACCUCACGUAUUAUACGACAAUAAGCAGUACGGAACAGAGAAGACGUUAUAAGGCAGAAUUUAAUGCAGAUUAUGAAGAAUAUCGAAGGCUACAUACUCAAGUGGCGAAAGUAUCUAAACGAUUUGUACAGCUUCAAGAUCGUUUGAAACAAGAAGAAGCUUCAGGCAAUUGGGAAGAAUAUCAGGAAAUAAGGCAGCAAAUUUUCGAUGAGUAUAACGAAACCAAAAGCAAUCCUAAGCAUAAGGAAACGAAAUGCCGUUUUCAUUACUUGCAUGAAAAGCUAAGCCACAUCAAGCGGCUGGUAUUGGAAUAUGAUACGCAGAACUGUGGUGGCAUGGUGACUAGCAGCAGCAACGUAGAUGGUAGCAACGACAUGAAGGAAAUGGAUAGUUUGCACUACUGACACAAACUGAAAAGGCCGCUUUUUACUCUCUACCUUUUUUCGGUUGUCGGUAUGCUAUUAUCUUCAGUGUCGAAGAAUUUGCAUUUUCUCGGCAUGUUCCAAGGCUGAUCUAAAACGGUCCACAUGGUUCCUGAGUUGUAUCGCCGAAAACAAAGUCAAGUACUCUCUGAACCGGGGUUGCGAGGAUAUAUAUAUAUAUAUAUCUAUAUAUAUAUA
Molecule: messenger RNA, 3196 nt
Organism: Bombus impatiens (common eastern bumble bee)
Lineage: Eukaryota; Metazoa; Arthropoda; Insecta; Hymenoptera; Apidae
Gene: Su(Tpl)
Product: RNA polymerase II elongation factor Ell
Exons: 10
Coding region: 737-2980 (747 amino acids)
Biological process (GO): snRNA transcription by RNA polymerase II; transcription elongation by RNA polymerase II; positive regulation of transcription elongation by RNA polymerase II
Cellular component (GO): transcription elongation factor complex
Molecular function (GO): cis-regulatory region sequence-specific DNA binding
Source: RefSeq, a predicted model, not a curated record